Echinops telfairi (small Madagascar hedgehog) is the source of this 838-nucleotide messenger RNA. It is a transcript of the gene MRPL17, whose product is annotated as mitochondrial ribosomal protein L17. The record is from RefSeq and is a predicted model, not a curated record. Gene Ontology annotation, biological process: translation. Gene Ontology annotation, cellular component: mitochondrial large ribosomal subunit; ribosome. Lineage: Eukaryota; Metazoa; Chordata; Mammalia; Afrosoricida; Tenrecidae. The transcript is spliced from 3 exons. Bases 27 to 557 code for a protein of 176 amino acids. Gene Ontology annotation, molecular function: structural constituent of ribosome.
AAGGGGCGGGGGAGGAAGCUCCGAAAAUGCGGUUGACGGUCGCUGCUGCCAUCUCGCACGGCCGCGUGUUCCGCCGCCUGGGCCUUGGUCCCGAGUCCCGCAUUCACCUGUUGCGGAACUUGCUGACGGGGCUGGUGCGAUACGAGCGCAUCGAGGCAACAUGGGCGCGCGUGGACGAAGUGAGAGGCUACGCCGAGAAGCUUAUCGACUAUGGGAAGCUAGGAGACACCAACGAACGAGCCAUGCGCAUGGCUGACUUUUGGCUCACGGAGAAGGACUUGAUCCCAAAGCUGUUUAAAGUGCUGGCCCCUCGAUACCAAGGUCAGAAUGGAGGCUACACAAGAAUGGUGCAGAUCCCAAAUCGAAGUGAGCAGGAUCGAGCCAAAAUGGCCGUCAUCGAGUACAAAGGGAACUGUCUUCCCCCGCUGCCCCUACCUCGCAGAGACAGCAACCGGACACUCCUAAACCAGCUGCUGCUGGGGCUGCGGAGAGACCUCAGCCAGACGGAGAAAGCCAGCAUCCACAACUCCCACACAACCCAAACUCCAGGAAUUUAAUACCAGAACUGCUGUGUCCUUCAUCAGGGCCCAUGGUCACAGUGUUUGGAGGUCUCUUCUGCUCUAGGAAGAACUGAAGCUGUAGUUGUAAACUAGACAGUGUUACUGGGACCCAGAACCCUCUGGGAAGCUAGAUGGCUCUGCUUUUGCCCAACAGAUCAAAUGGUUCAUAUGAUUGUGUAAAUUUAUUUUUUUUUUUUUUCCCCUCGAAGUUUCUGGUGAAAUGAAGCCUAUGCAGAUGUUCAGUCUGUCUGGAAUAGAAAAUUCAUAGCUCGCUUUUG